CUAUGUCAACAAUUUUUGCAUGGAUUCAGAAGUGUUAUACAACAACAAUGAAGGCCAGUUUGGAGUUGGAGGGAUUGCUUUUCCUUUUCAAUCACCAAUUGAUUAUCAAUCAGGUUCCAUCAAUCUCUCUCUAUCUGUCAUUAAUUUUGUAAAAUAUUUCUACCCAUAUUGGCCUAAUUUUGUUCACUUUUUCUUCAACUACUCUUGCUGAUAUAUAUAAAUAUAUAUAUAUACACACACAUACACACACACUUGCAUAUAUUUCAAUUUUGAUCAGGACCUUCCUCCUCAAUGACAAUCAAAAGACUAGAUUGCCCUUUUCUAGUAGGGGGUUAUCCAACUAUCACCACAUCCACCUAUGAGAGUUUUUCUGAUCAGCAGCCAUUGUCCUUCAGCAAGAAGCUUUCAGUCCCGCAGCUUGAAACUAAUACUCCAGCAAUACAAAGUUCAAGGAAACGCCCCAUUGAUGUUAAUCGUGAUUUCGAACCAGAAAUGAGAUUCAAUAAUGGGGUCGGCAAUAAGCAACCAGUUUUGAUGGAGUGGGCAACAAACAAAAAGAAGACUGCGUGCUCAGAGAAGCAAUGGCAAGUCGAGGAAGAAGAACAAAGGGAGAUCCAAAGACCAAGAUCAGUUCCCAUGAGGAGAAGCCAAAAGGUAAGUGACAGGAUCACCUCUCUUCAGAAGCUAGUUUCUCCUUAUGGCAAGACUGACACAGCUUCAGUACUUCAAGAGGCUUCCAUUUCUAUCAAGAUACUUCAGGAUCAAAUUCAGAAUUUAAUUCAGACGUAUAUCGGCACAAAGUCUCCGUAUUCACAGGAAACAGGAGAGACACAACUUGACCUACGCAGCAGAGGGCUUUGCUUGGUUCCGGUAUCAUUUACGCAGAAAUUGACAAAGGAAUGACCCAGUUGAUAUCAGUCUGCA
This is a messenger RNA of Cornus florida, 924 nucleotides long. Its product is annotated as transcription factor bHLH154-like. Gene Ontology annotation, molecular function: protein dimerization activity; RNA polymerase II cis-regulatory region sequence-specific DNA binding; DNA-binding transcription factor activity, RNA polymerase II-specific. Gene Ontology annotation, biological process: regulation of transcription by RNA polymerase II. The transcript is spliced from 6 exons. Lineage: Eukaryota; Viridiplantae; Streptophyta; Magnoliopsida; Cornales; Cornaceae. The coding region runs from base 292 to 903 and encodes 203 amino acids. The record is from RefSeq and is a predicted model, not a curated record. Gene Ontology annotation, cellular component: nucleus.